This is a messenger RNA of Nylanderia fulva, 3768 nucleotides long. It is a transcript of the gene Hr96, whose product is annotated as Nuclear hormone receptor HR96. Gene Ontology annotation, biological process: positive regulation of transcription by RNA polymerase II; negative regulation of transcription by RNA polymerase II; cell differentiation. Lineage: Eukaryota; Metazoa; Arthropoda; Insecta; Hymenoptera; Formicidae. The record is from RefSeq and is a predicted model, not a curated record. Gene Ontology annotation, molecular function: nuclear receptor activity; zinc ion binding; RNA polymerase II cis-regulatory region sequence-specific DNA binding.
AAAAAAUGAAUCUCCUCCGAAACGCUUUUGAAGACGUGACGUCACACGCGGGAGUUCUCUCAGCUGUCACGUGGGCGAGCAGUCGCUGGUCCCUAGCUACAAUUUCAGCGUCGUAGUAAGCGACAUGGAGGGAGCAGAAGGAGGGGACAAGAGAGACGAACGGCAUGAACGGGUUUUACGACGAAUUCUACAUAUACGCACCGUGCCUCGCAGUUAACUGUCGUCAAUUGACCGAGCUGUCAAUUGAACGCGGUCCGGUGGUCACUUAAGGAGCCUUUGUAUGCGCGGAAUAUCUUCGAAGGGGCGUUGGACCGCGGAGAGGAGGUCGCCGUUUGCAGUGAGAGAAGAUGACGAUGCUGCGGACGAUAAAUAGUCGAUCCCCAGGCGGACGGAUUCCUGCUCGUGAAUGCAGAUAAACAAUGUUGACGUGAGUCACGGAGGGAGAGCGAAAGCGCAACGGGAGAAAGAGAAAAAAGGAGAGAGACGAUGUUACUCCGCCUGCGUUAGAUAACGACGUGCUAAUCGCCGCUCGCCAGAACGCCGCCCCAGGAGCAAUGGACGAUGAACAGCCGGCGAGGGAGGCCACCAAGAUCUGCGGUGUCUGCGGCGACCGCGCGCUUGGCUACAACUUCAACGCCGUCUCCUGCGAGAGCUGCAAGGCCUUCUUCAGGAGGAACGCGCUGAAGAAUAAGGACUUUAGAUGCCCCUUUACGCAAAACUGUAACAUCACAUCUGUAACCAGACGCUUUUGUCAAAAAUGUCGUCUGGACAAAUGCUUCAGUAUUGGUAUGCGCAAGGAUUAUAUUAUGUCUGAAGAGGACAAAGUUCUGAAGCGUAAGAAGAUCGAGAAGAAUCGUGCAAAGAAACGAUCUCAAUCCGACAAUGCUAAAGCAUCCAAGAUCAAGAAGGAUUGCGUGGAUGAAUGUACGUUUGAAGACACGUCGAUGUCGGUCAACUCUGUCGCGUCACCGAUGUCGGAGACGUAUUUCUGGGAGUCGGACAGGAAAUACACAGAUCUGGACGGUAACAGGCAGAAUGUCGUCGAAAGUAUGAGCCCAGUGACAGCAGCUAGCGUACCUAGUCCUUCGAGUCCUCCGGAGAGCACGAAUAUCGCUGAAACGAAAACGUUGGACAUGUUGAAGGAAUCCGGUCAUGGUUCAAGGUCUAAUGUCGCAAGGUACAAUCAAACUAUUUUAUACGUAGAGAAUAACGAGAUAGAAUCAAUAAAGAUUAAAUUGAAAUUGUCUGUUUGUAGCCGCACGAGAUCAUUCACUGACUUCAACGUAGCACUUCCGGACACAGGAAAGGAUAAGAGUGUGCCAUCAAAUUCAGAGGAAUACGAACAGAAUUUAGAACUAAGUUCUGAGUUUGUAAACUCGGUUAAUAACGAACCGAGAUACAGUCCUUCGUUCGACGAAAACGCGCCCAAUUAUUCCAAAUUUGAGCAAAGCAACGAGCACAAUUCCUUCGUCUUCGUCGAUUGCAUGUCGAACAGCGGGACGAGUCGAUCUGAUCCGAGUUCACAAGCAAAGGCAGAAACGACGAUAUGUCAGAAGUCGAAGGAGACGUGUUCGAGCGGAAGCAAUCUAGUCGCCAAGUUCAAGCAAGAUCCCAAUCUGUUCACAAAAUUCAUCAACAAUCCAAAUUUAGUCGCCAAGAUACUUCAGGAUCAAAGGGUAAUAAUGAAGAUUAUGACGGAUCCCGAUAUGGCCACGUGCUUGGCGACGGAUCCGCAUAUCACGCAAUUCUUAGAGGAGAAUGGCGCGACUGAUACGAGCGACGGGCGUGGUCGUGACAACAAAACAGAAAAUCAGUCUCAGAAAGAAACUCCGUGGAAUAAUAGCUCGAAUAAUAAUAUCGCUAGAUAUACGCCUAAAUCCAAAAAGGGUCACAUCGAAAAUCCAAUCCUGACAGAUCUGAUUACGAAUCGUAAUACGGAAGAGUGUAAAAAUCAAAAUUCAGAACCUAGCGUAAGCACGGAUUGGAAUAAGAAUACAGCCGAUGUUACUAGAGAUGUUCUUCAAGAUGUUCAAAGGAUACCCAUCGCUGCCAAUUCUAUAGAGUCUAUCUUAUGCGAAGCUAUCAAAUUGGAAUAUUCAGCAUUUUCUAGUUUUGGUGGUAAUCAAAGCAGUAGAGAAUUAAAUGACGCCGAAAGAGCGAAAUUAAAUGAACUGAUAGUUGCUAAUAAGGCAUUAUUGGCUCCAUUAGACGAUGACAUAACAAAUUUGGUUGGCGAGGAAUGUAAAUUUAAGAAUAAUUUUGGGCAAUCUGAUCCAAUGUUGUUGGAUGUUAUAAAUUUAACGGCGAUAGCGAUUAGACGCUUGAUAAAGAUGUCCAAGAAAAUAAAUGCCUUCAAAAACAUGUGUCAGGAGGAUCAGUUGGCUCUACUGAAAGGCGGUUGUACGGAAAUGAUGAUUCUAAGAUCGGCCAUUAAUUACGAUCCAGAUAAAGAUAUGUGGAAGAUACCUCAUAGCCAAGAAAGUAUGUCCAAUAUCAAAGUUGACGUUUUGAAGGAAGCCAAAGGAAAUUUGUAUGCGGAGCACGCGAGAUUCGUCAGAACAUUCGAUCCGCGAUGGCGGGACGAAAACAUCAUCCUAAUUUUAAGUGCGAUCGCUUUGUUUACUCCCGAUAGACCGAGGGUUGUGCAUGGUGAUGUUAUUAAAUUGGAGCAGAAUUCAUAUUAUUAUCUGCUCAGACGGUAUCUGGAAAGUGUUUAUCCUGGCUGUGAGGCUAAAUCCACGUUUCUCAAGUUGAUACAGAAGAUUUCGGAACUCCAUAAAUUGAAUGAUGAGGUUGUGGGAGUUUACUUGAAUGUCAAUCCAUCCAGCGUAGAGCCACUCCUUAUAGAAAUAUUUGACUUAAAGCACUGAUGAUUAAUUAUCAUCAGCUAUACUAUUGUUUAGAAAUUUACGAAUAUCUGUUAAUGGAAAAUAAAAUUGAACUUCUCUGCAUUGCCUGUUUAUAAAAAUGUAAUGUAGCUGUAUAGCAAUACAAUUUUAAAUAUCUUUGAGUGAUAAAACGAAGACUACACAUAUAGAAUAUAAAAAUAGUUUAAUACAAUAUCGAAAUAAUCGAUAUAAAAAAAUUACAACAGGAAGAAAUAAAGCCAAUAUACAAUGUAGACAUUCUGCAUGACUAUAUGGAAGUGAUAUCAACAUUUUAUGACAAUUUAGUAAUAGCUCUUAUCGCAGUCAAUUUAAAUAAAUAAUGUUGAUUAAGAAUGGGAUAAAAAUAUAAUUAAUAUAGCAAUAUUUUGCUUCGUAAUAGGCAUAUAAUGUUAUAUCAUUAAACGCAUUUCGCAAAAUAUCCUUUCAAUUUAUAUCAUUCUCUUCGCGUACCAACAAUAAAUGUACGCGUACAACGACAGCAUAAUAACUUCUAAGUGAGUUUCAUGUUUUUUCUCGGGGGAUAGUUAAUAUAUAUUAAAAAUAUAUAUAUAUAUUUUUUUAACAAUCAAAUUUUACAAUUUAAAUAAUUAUAUGUUAUUUAUAUGGCAAGGCCUGUGCAUCUCACAAAUCUAUAUAUGUAUAUAUAAGAUCAUGUAAGUGUUGUUAAAAGUUUGUGCUUUGAGGGAUGUAUUGAAAAAACAAGAUUCAAUGCAAACCUGACCUUAUAUGAAUUAAGGUGAUUAUAAAUUUUAGCCAUAAUUAAGUGAGAUAAGAAGAAUAUUAUAUUUGUGCGCAUGUUGUAUGUACGCAUGUUACUGUUGCAAUGUAUAUGAGAUAAAUAUUGUGAUAUAUCCUGAUAUAAAUAUAUUUUUCAAAGAUA